Hibiscus syriacus is the source of this 767-nucleotide messenger RNA. RefSeq lists its product as uncharacterized. Bases 146 to 679 code for a protein of 177 amino acids. NCBI's taxonomy places the organism in Eukaryota, Viridiplantae, Streptophyta, Magnoliopsida, Malvales, Malvaceae. The record is from RefSeq and is a predicted model, not a curated record. The transcript is spliced from 4 exons.
UUAGGAUAUAAAUGUGUGCUCCAAAGGCUCAGAAACUCCAUAUCUUUUCCCCUGUAGAUUCUCCUCUUCGAAGUAAUUCCUGAACCAGAAUUUAUCUCUUGUGUAGGUUUCUUCACAAUCUGCAGAAUUUAUCUUGUUCUUCACAAUGGGUGAUUAUGGUAAGAGAAGUGGGCAGAUACCAGCAUUUGGAGACUGGGAUUAUGCAAAUGAUCUGCCUAUAACUCAGUACUUCGAAUGUGCUAGACAAGCAGGUUUGAUUCGUUUCAGCUCUUCAUCUGGUGAAUCUAAUCCUUAUGUUCAUGACUUGUAUGAAGUUGAUUCAAGGAAACAUUCUCGUGGUCUUGCUCCUUCUAGAAAGGUGAGUAGGGUAAGGGAGAAGGGAGGAGCGCAUGUUAAGGAGCAAAAGAAGGGAGGCAGAGUCCGUGACGUGACGGAACCGCCGAGGAAAUAUCAGCCCCACCAUCAUGUGUCGUUGUCAAAUAAUAAUUACAGCACGACAAGAAAUGGUAAGCAACUUAAAUACGACGACGUUGCUACCAGUCCCAAGAGAGUUCCUGUUCGACAACCCAAGCCUGUUGAUGAAGAUCUCUACAAAAUCCCCCCUGAGCUCCUCCACUCUUCCAAGCGAAAGAAGAUGCCAGGAUUCUUUUCAUGCUUGGUUCCAGCUUGUGCAACUUGAAGCUCUCAUCGUUUUGUGCAUGAAAAUGAAGAAUUUAAUGUUUAUAUAGAAAGGAAAAAGAUAUGUAGUUCAGUCCAGUUUGUUUUUU